This is a messenger RNA of Pyrus x bretschneideri (Chinese white pear), 2603 nucleotides long. Its product is annotated as transcriptional regulator ATRX homolog. The record is from RefSeq and is a predicted model, not a curated record. Gene Ontology annotation, biological process: regulation of abscisic acid biosynthetic process; response to heat. The transcript has a single exon. Bases 424 to 2211 code for a protein of 595 amino acids. NCBI's taxonomy places the organism in Eukaryota, Viridiplantae, Streptophyta, Magnoliopsida, Rosales, Rosaceae.
GCAACCAUUGUAAUACACUGUAGCAUUAGAAAUUCUCUUUCAAUUACUAUCCGGCUCCGUGCAAGUAUAACUUCUAAUGCAUAACAUAAGUAUAAAUCUCAAUGCGAGAGAUCAUACAUGCUGAUUUUAUGCUCUACCGAAGUUUCUCUCGAGAAAUGAGUGGCCGACGGAGAAAACCCGUGUCCAACCAAUAUUUGGCUUUCUACAAUCUAUGGAUAAUUGAAGAGUAAGAAAAAAUUGAACCAUCAAUUAACAAUUUAACACCACCCAAAAUAGAAGUUGCUUGUGAAUAACCCGUUGAAAACGGGUACUUCACAAAGUCGAGAGAGACAUGCGUAUAUAUUCACCGACAAGCUACUCAAUUUCUCAUCACUCUUACAGAAAAAUUAACAAGGCACUGCUACAUUUUCUUUGAAUUAAUCAAUGGAUCGGCGUCAUGGUUCUGAAGAUUACGAGGAGGAAGAAGGAGCUCAUAGUCAGCCCCGACAGAGAAAUAUGACUAAAUCUAAACCUACUGGAGGAGGGCACGUAGAAGAAGAUGACCAAAGCCAAAAUCGCCAAAUAAAACCAGCUUACGGCGGUUCUCGCAAAGAGUAUGGCGACGAAGAAGAUCGAGACCGAUAUGGUGAGAGAAAAUCCAGCAAACCGAAAUCAUCAGCAGCUUACAGUUCGAGGGAAGAUGAAGAUGAAUAUGACGAGAGAAAACCCAACAAGCCGAAAGCUGCUGCGAAAGCAGCUUACGGUUCGAGGGAAGAUGAAGAUGAAUACGGCGAGAGAAAACCCAACAAGCCGAAAGCCGCAGCGGCUUACAGUUCGAGGGAAGAUGAAGAUGAAUACGGCGAGACGAAACCCAACAAGCCGAAAGCCGCUGCGAAAACGGCUUACGGUUCAACGGAAGAUGAAGAUGAAUAUGGCGAGCUAAAAUCCAACAAGCCAAAAACCGUUGCGAAAGCAGCGGCGACUUACGGUUCGACGGAAGAUGAAGAUGAAUACGGCGAGAGAAAACCCAACAAGCCGAAAGCCGCUGCGAAAGUGGCUUACGGUUCGACGGAAGAUGAAGUUGAAUAUGGCGAGAAAAAACCCAAUAAGCCGAAAGCCGCUGCGAAAGCGGCUUACUGUUCGAGGGAAGAUGAAGAUGAAUACAGCGAGACAAAACCCAAUAAGCCAAAGGCCGCUGCAAAAACGGCUUACGGUUCAACGGAAGAUGAAGAUGAAUACGGCAAGCAAAAAUCCAACAAGCCGAAAACCGUUGCGAAAGCGGUGGCGACUUACGGUUCGAGGGAAGAUGAAGAUGAAUACGGUGAGAGAGAACCCAACAAGCCGAAAGUCGCUGCGAAAGCGGCUUACGGUUCGACGGAAGAUGAAGUUGAAUAUGGCGAGAGAAAACCCAACAAGCCGAAAGCCGCUACGAAAGCGGCUUACGGUUCAAGUGAUGAGUAUGGGGGCGAAGAUGAUCAGGAUGAAUAUGGCCAAAGAAAACCUGGCAAACCAAAGGCCGCUGCGAAACAAGCUUAUGGUUCUGAGGGUUAUGGAGAUGAAGAUGAUCAGGAACAUCGCGAAAAGAAACCUAGGUCGGGUUCUGCCGGGAAAGCAGCCAAAGGCUCGAAACCUGAAAAAGAUGGGAAUGUGGAGGAUGAUCAAUACCUCGAGAAAAAAGCUGUUGCUGCUAAACCAUCAAAGUCAACUUAUGGGGAUGAUAAGGAUGAGCAGAAUGAACAUCGUGAGCGAAAAGUGGGCACUGACGGGAAACAUGUUGGUGGUGUGGGGGCGGAGAAAGCGAAAGCAGGAGGAGCGAAGGAGAAAGGUGAAAAGCCAUCAAUGGGGGAGGUGAUGUCGAGUGCGAAGAUUGUGGCGGGCGCCAAUAAAGGGGACAAGUUCGACAAAGCUGAGGUUUGCAAAGCUGCCAGUACCAUUCUAGGUGCUGCCUCUGCGUACGGCGGUUUCGACGACAAAGAAGGCAUCGGGAGUUACCUCAGCAAAGCAGAGGAUAUGCUUCGUAAGUAUGGUGGCGGCCAAGAAGGUGAGGGAGGUGGCCCCAAAACUUCUGUUUCUCAUUCUUCAGCUUCUGAGGAGAAGAAGAAGAAAAGUAAUGAUUCAAAUGAGAGCGGUGGGGGCACGAAGAAGCCCACUAAAAAGGAUGACGGUGAAGAGGAUGGUGGUGGUGGAGUUGGGGGCUAUCUGAAGAUGGCUCAGGGUUUCUGGAAGGGCUAAUCUGAUGAUUAUCAUUAAUCACUAAUUAUGUGAAGUUAAUUAAGCUCACUUCGAGAAACUUACAUACACCAAGAUACCACUAAAGUGACAAUGCAUGUCAAUCAUGCAGUGCAUACUUAUCACAAAGUAUAGUAUGAUUCGUUUGAUAUAUUGCCACGAGCAAUAUUCUUGUUGCAUGAAAGUUUUUUCGUUUUCUUGGGUUGAUGAUCAUAGUUUGUUUCUGAUUUUCUGUAUUCUAUUUUGGGCUACUUUGGGCCCUCUUUUUGUUUUCCGGCUUGUUUUGGGUUAGAAUGGACUUAUGGUCCUGGGCCUACCUUCCUGCGUGUGGAGCCCUCUGUAUUUCAAUAUGUAUUUUUGUAUUUCUUGCUAAAUAAGUAAAGUGGUGUUUGCAU